CUGCCCUGUGCUUCAGUUACUAGAACUCACUUCUUUUCUUUUACACUUUUACCCUCUAAAAUGAAUCUAAUAAUGAAAUAAAAAGUCUCCAGCUAUGCCUUUGUGUUCAUUUUUUUUAAAUAAGUGUUAUAUGUUGUGGUAACGGUAAGCCUUGGUUUUUGCAUCUUCUGUGUAGGCAGGAGCAGAUGCCAUGCUGGGUAGGACAAUCUGGGGUGUCCUAGGUUUGGGUGCCUUUGGAUUUCAGUUGAAAGAAGUGCCAGCUGGGAAACACAUCAUCACUACUACCCGUUCACACAGCAGUAAGCUGGUAAAUGACUGCAUUAGUGCAAUGAACCCUGAUAAUGUGGUGAGAGUCGGAGGUGCAGGAAAUAAGAUCAUUCAACUGAUAGAAGGCAAGGCUUCUGCUUAUGUGUUUGCUAGUCCCGGGUGCAAGAAGUGGGAUACAUGUGCUCCCGAGGCUAUUUUACAUGCUGUGGGAGGCAAGCUGACUGAUAUCCAUGGAAAUCCUCUUCAUUAUAACAAGGAGGUGAAACACAUGAAUUCAGCAGGGGUCCUUGCCACGUUGAGAAACUUUGACUACUAUGCCAGUCGUGUUCCAGAGAGUGUUAAACAAGCCCUUGUGCCUUAAAGGAGGAAGCCAACUGUGGAAAAAAAACAUUAACAUCAUAUUUCAAACUAACUGCCAAAUGAGCUUGAAAAUUAUUUUUUUUAUGAAAUCUGAGCCUAGAUUCAUUCUGAUAUUGUGCUGAUCAGUGAUUUGUUUCAGAAAUUAGUGUACAGAAUGUCUAGAUACACUGCUAAAUCUGAUUGUUUGGGGAGGGGGCAACCUACAGUUGUUUUACCAGGUAACAGGUUAGAGUUUUUCAAUAUUCACAGUAGAUGUUUUUCCUUCCCUUUGAAAGUAAGGAACCCAAGGAAAGUUCUGUUCAUGUGAAUAGAUUUUAUGCAAUUAUACUGUGUACAUUUGUAUCACAUAAUAAUGUCACAGUCCAAAUCUAUUUCCUUAACUUAUUUCAGGGCACGAAACCAUAGCCUGAAUUUGCUCAACAUCUUUUGUUGUACAUAGGCAGCAAUACUUAGUUUUGGUGGGUCCAACUGCUUAUAAUAAAGUUACUGUUACUGAUUCUUAAGCAUGACAUGCUUCCUUUUGUAAAUAGCAGUUUUUGACAUUUUGUACCAUUUUUCAGCAUGUAGAAACCCCUUUUAUUCUUGGUGUUGGGCUUAUUUCUCUCUGGUUUCAAUGAGGGUUUUUGUAGCAGUUUAGGUUUGUGGGGGAUAGUAAUGAAGCAGUUUCGUUGCUACAGGAGUUAACGCUUCAUACAUGGGCAGCUCAAUUUCGGUUAUAUAUUUGAUAGUCCUAGGAUUUUGUAGCUGUUUCUAUAGCUAUCAGAACUAAGGUCUUUGCAUUUCAUCCUAACUCUAGAGGGUUCAUAUGUGUACUCAUUCCUAGUCAUAAUUCUGUAUUCAGCUUUUAAAAGUACAGUUGCUACAGAGUCAUUGACAGCCCCUGUCUCUGGCAAAGGCCCAGCAUAUCAACAGCAAGGCACUCUAUUGGUGCCUCCACAAAACACUGCUGCACAAGAGCUCGCCCAGUCUUUGCAAUGCAAGCAUCACAUUUCCUGCACCGGUUUUCUACAUCCUGCUUUCAUUUUACCCAGUACAGUUUUUCUCUUAGCUUGGCUAAGUUUUUUGCAACCCCAAAAUGUCCAGGAGUUUUUAAAUUGACAUAGCCUCAUAACCUCCUUUUUCAAUGUAUCUGUUACAACCAGCUGAUACUUAUACCUAUCACCAAUUGGUUUUUUUUCCCCCAUCUCCUAUAUAAUA
Terrapene triunguis (Three-toed box turtle) is the source of this 1824-nucleotide messenger RNA. Its product is annotated as 3'(2'),5'-bisphosphate nucleotidase 1. Gene Ontology annotation, biological process: phosphatidylinositol phosphate biosynthetic process. The record is from RefSeq and is a predicted model, not a curated record. The coding region runs from base 191 to 628 and encodes 145 amino acids. Lineage: Eukaryota; Metazoa; Chordata; Testudines; Emydidae. The transcript has 3 exons. Gene Ontology annotation, molecular function: 3'(2'),5'-bisphosphate nucleotidase activity.